Acomys russatus (golden spiny mouse) is the source of this 5577-nucleotide messenger RNA. RefSeq names its product cilia and flagella associated protein 44 (gene Cfap44). The transcript is spliced from 33 exons. Gene Ontology annotation, molecular function: protein binding. The record is from RefSeq and is a predicted model, not a curated record. NCBI's taxonomy places the organism in Eukaryota, Metazoa, Chordata, Mammalia, Rodentia, Muridae. The annotation marks the transcript as partial.
UCUUUAAUAUCUACUAAAGAAACUGCAGAAGACACCACAGAUGGCUUAAACACUGAUGCAGAAGAAUCCUAUCUUGAUGAUGACUUGGACCUGGAAGAUAUGGAAGAAAGCUCAACGUCAUCACAGGAUUAUUUCCAGAGCGCGGGAACAUCCCAGGAACCUCCUGUUGAAGUUAAGGAAGAGGCCGAGGAGAAAGUAAAGAAGAAGCUCUCUGAGAACUUCUUCUACAAUUACUCAGAGCUCGUCUCCAUACCGUAUGUGACUCCGGAAUCAACGAUCCCACUGGAUUGUCUCACUCUCGAACAUUCUUUUGGCUAUGACUGCAAAAAGCGAGCCAACCUGCAACUCCUGGACAGCAGCACCUUGAUGUACAUCGCUGGGAACCAGCUGGUCCUGUUGGAUUUUAGAACCAAGGAGCAAAUGUACCUGCAUAGUAGCAGCGGGCAGGGAAUUGGUGCCAUCGGGGUCCAUCCAGAUAAAACUUACUUCACAGUCGCUGAAAAAGGGAGUUUUCCAAGUAUCAUCAUCUACGAGUACCCUUCCCUGAAGCCAUACAGAAUCAUGCGUGACGGCACUGAGAGGGCCUAUGCUUACGUGGACUUUAAUGAUGAAGGCACCUUGCUCGCCUCCGUCGGUAGUCACCCUGAUUACACAAUAACCAUCUGGAACUGGAAGGACGAGGUGCCCACACUGAGGACAAAGGCGUUUUCUCAGGAUGUUUUUAAGGUCACUUUCAACCCUGAAGAUGAUGAGCAGCUAACCACGUCAGGCUCGGGCCACAUCAAGUUCUGGACAAUGGCUUUUACAUUCACUGGCCUCAAGCUACAGGGAUCACUGGGGCGAUUUGGCAAAACGUCCACUAGUGACAUAGAGGGCUACACAGAGCUUCCGGACGGGAAGGUACUCUCAGGGUCAGAGUGGGGCAACCUGCUGCUUUGGGAAGGCAGCCUCAUCAAGGUGGAGCUCUGUCGAACUGGCAUGAAGUCCUGUCACCACGGUCCCAUUAACCAGAUAAUGCUGGAUGAGGGGGAAGUUAUCACCGCCGGGUCAGACGGCUGUGUUAGGAUAUGGGACUUUGAGACAAUAGACACCGCUGACGUUAUAGAUGAUACAGGAUUGUUGGAGAUAGAGCCUAUUAAUGAACUUCAAGUGGACAAGAAUGUCAACCUCUUCUCAAUGAUAAAGAUGGAUGAAAUCGGAAACAACCUUUGGCUGGCUCAAGAUGCCAAUGGAGCCAUAUGGAAGCUUGACCUUAGCUUUUCAAAUAUUACCCAGGAUCCAGAAUGCCUCUUCUCUUUCCAUUCUGGAGCCAUUGAGGCCUUGGCUGUUUCUCCUCUCACUUAUCUCAUGGCCACAACUGCCUUGGACUGCUAUGUUCGCAUCUAUGAUUUCGCUAGCAAAACUCCUUUGGUUCAUAUGAAAUUCAAACAAGGUGGUACGUCCCUUGCUUGGGUACCCCAAACAGUAAUGUUUUCUGCAGCCCAGAUCAUCGUAGGAUUCCAAGACGGUGUCGUUCGGAUUCUUGAACUUUAUGAUCCGAAAGGACUUACAAUUUUUGCAGGACGGAAGAAAGUCUUAGAUGCUGAGUUACAACUGAAGCAUGUCUUCAAACCCCAUACUGCUGAGGUCACGGCUUUAGCUUAUGAACGUGACGGGGAGAUCCUAGCCACCGGGAGUAAAGAUAAUACUGUGUUCUUUUUCGAUGUGGAAAGGGAUUACAAGCCGAUUGGUUAUUUCAAUACUCCUGGGCCUGUCUGCCAGUUGAUGUGGUCCCCAAUGAGUCACCCUGAAAGCACCCUGCUGACUAUCUGCGAGAAUGGAUAUAUUCUUGAAUCUCCAUAUCCAACCAUUAAGGAGAUAGAUGAUCAUGACAUUGUCUCCUAUGAAAUCCAGGGCAUGCUUCUCAGAUGUUUUCAUUUCUCAAGUGUCAAAUCUAAGAUUCUGAGAUUAAUGGAAAUUGAAAGGAGAGAAAAGCAAAGGGAGCUGAAGGAGAAGGAAAAAGAAGAGAGGAGGAGGAGGAAGCUCGAGAUGCAGCGGGAAGAAUUUGGAGAAGAGGAGUUGCCGGAGGAGGAGGAGAGCGAGGAGGAGGAGGAGGAGGAGGAGGAGGAGCCUCUGCCUGAGAUCUUCAUGCCCCCAAGGCCCUCUCCCAUCCUCUGUGGCUUUUACUCAGGGCCAGGGAGGUUCUGGGUGUCACUGGGCAACUAUGAUUCUGGCUUUCUGUAUCACUGUCAGUUUCCCCAGUAUGUCAGUGGUGAUUUCCAAACACAGAAAAAUGAACCAUUUGAUUUCCGCAUUGUCGAGGAUACGGAGGACAACCCCAUCCAAGCAAUCACUUUCAGUUAUAGCCAAACCAUGAUGUUCUGUGGAAUGAGAAAUGGAGCGAUUCGAGUGUAUGUCCUAAGUAAGGAUGAUUCCUCCCUGACCACCUUUCAGGAUUACUGGCAUUUCAGUGUGCAUGACAAUAAUUACGGAUGCAUUAAAAGUAUUUUUCCCAGUUUUGAUGACCAGUACUUGGUGACUGCCGGGGCGGAUGGUAAUAUCUUUGUUUUCAACGUUGUUUCUCCAUUUAUGGUUGAGAAAGAGGCCAAAGCCAAAGUGCCAUCUCCCAGGUAUGGGAUAGAGUCAGAGCCCAUUCCAGAAGACAUUGAAGAUCCCAAAGCCUACAGUAUUGAGAAUGCCAGGAGGAAAAGAGAACAUGACAGGCUAAUGAAGGAAGUAGAAGAAAUAAAAGCUGGCAAGAGAGAACACAUCAAAGUUUUGAGGAAUGAAUUUUGGAAAUUGUUAGCAAUGAAUAAAGAAUUACCAGCACAUAUGCAGUUCCAAAGAACAGAUUUCAAUAUUGAUGCCAGAAUUCACUCUGAAAUAAAUAAGAAAACAAUUUUCAAAAUGCAACAAGUGGAAAAGGAAUUAGCUUGGGAAAAACAGAAAUACGAACUGGGCCUGAAGAAGCUGCAGAACAGAUUUCGUGAUCCACUGGAAAGUGACACUAUUACAGUUUAUGCCAUCCAGAGUGACCACCAGAUAGCCUCUUAUAGGCUGGUGAAACCCUCUAAGUAUUCCAAGUUAAAACGUCCAAGUCAGACGGAGAGAAGAGCGAGCAAAAUGGAGAGGUUUGAAAAGGAAGGAUCCGGAAGGAAGGAGAGCCAAAAAGACACAGGUGCAAGCGUUACCAUACAAGAAGAAUCAGUAGUAGACAAAGAGAAGAAGACUCGGCCUCGAACCCUAAGUGAAAUUAUGGUAGAAAAUCAAAUUGAGAAGACGAAGAAACUCAUACAGCAGGCCGAACGGGCCCAGACUAAGAUCCAGCAGCGUAAAAAGGAGUGGGAUGAACUUUACAAGAGCAAACCUGAUGAUGACUAUGAAGACCCCAAGGAUGUUCAAGCCAUCAAAGAAGCCCAGACAUUCAUGGGGGACUUCAAUCUGAAGACAGCCCCCGACUACAAGAUACCUGAGCACAUGAGGAUAAAUGCUGCCAAGAAGGAGGAGGAACUGGGCUUCCUUGACACAAUGGCCCACGGAAAGAAGAAGUACAUGAACAAGUGCAUCCAGUCCCUUCGAGAUCUCAAGCUGGCUGUCAUUGAGGAAAUCCAGUGCCUGGUCCAGGAACUGAAGAACAUUCAGUCAUCCAUCCCCACAGCCAAGCACAUGCCCAUCCCCCAGGUCCCACAGAUAUACCCAGAAGAAGUCCCAGAAAGGAGAUUUCAAUACGACGAGGAAACGCUCCUGAGAUUUAAGAGAAAACAGCAGAAACGCCAGGACGAAAAAAGCGACAGCAAACAAUCCGGAGCCGGCAGCACAGGUGGAGGAGGGCUAGGCUUCCUCAAACUGUCGUCUGGAAAGGAAGGAGAUCUAACGACGAGGGACUCUCUGUCUAGGUCAUCCAAGGCGUCAGCGCUCCUGGAGCUUCCAAAGCCGUCAGAGUUUGAAAAGACAGAGCCAGGUGACGUGGAGCUGGAGAUUAUAAAGAGAGAUGAGGUCAAACAUCUGUACAUGCAACAGUAUUUGUGCAACAGGAUCAAAGAACUGAUGGUCACUUUUGACGCAGAACUCCACCUCCUGAGACAUCAGAAGCUGAAGUUAGACACGAAGAUGAAAUUAUCUGACCUGCACCACGUCACAUUGUUCCAAGAAAUGCUUCUCCUCAAGAAUUUUGAAAAGCAGGAAAAUAUUCUGCAAGAGCGUGUUAAUUCCUUAGACAAAGAGGAGCAAGACAUGCAAUGGAAAAUAAACGAGACUCUUAAAGAGAUGGAAGAGAAAAAGAAUGAAAUCGCCAAACUCCAGGAGCAGGAAAAGGCGCUGUAUGCUGGCUUCCAGGCCGCCCUCGGAGAAAAUAAUAAAUUUGCCAAUUUCCUCAUGAAGGUCCUGAAGAAGAAGAUUAAACGGGCAAAGAAAAAGGAAGUUGAAGGAGAUGCUGAAGAAGAUGAGGAGAGUGAGGAAUCCAGUGAAGAGGAGUCCAGCCUGGAGAGUGAUGAGGACGCUUCCGGCUCUGAAGAUGACGUCUUUGAUGACUCCAUCUGCCCAACGAAUUGUGAUGCAAAUCUCUUUGAACUGGCCCUCCAACUUCGAGAGAAAAGGCUGGACAUUGAAGAAGCCUUAGUUGAAGAAAAGAAAAUUGUUGAUAACCUGAAGAAAGAAUGUGAUACAAUUUCCAAAAAAGUAAAAGUUGUGGGAACCAACCUGAACGCGGCAGAGGAGGCCCUGGAGGCAUAUCAGCGGGAGAAACAGCAGCGACUAAACGAACUGCUGGUUGUCAUUCCUCUCAAGAUCCACCAGAUAGAGUACGUGGUGUUUGGGGAGGUGCCGAAUGACCUUUCUGGGACCUUGGUCUUCUCCAACCACUCCCUGGGGCGACUGCAGGAGCGAAUCGUCCAGCUGCAGGAGGAGAACGCCAAGCAGCAGAAACUGAACAAAGAAUGCAGGGAGAGGCGGAAGCUGCUCAUCCACGAGAAGAGAGAGAUGGCCAAAACCAUCCACAGAAUGGAAGAAACAGUCCGUGACCUAAUGAUCAGCAAGUUUGGGCGCGUGAUCGAUCUGGAAGCCCUCCAGACCCUUUCUGUUAACACAACACUUGAAGAACUGAAGAUCAAAAAACUUCGAAAGGAGCUGUCGAACGCCAAGGAAAUAAGGAUGUGGGAGGAAAAGAUUGCUCAAGUGCGGUGGGAACUGAUGAUGAAGACGAAAGAGCACACCAAAAAGCUGCACCAGAUGAAUGACCUGUGCCUCGAGAAGAAGAAACUGGACUCCAGGCUGAACACGCUCCAGAACCAGCAGGGAAACGCCUUCCAGGGCCCUCGGAAAGCAGAUAUAGUGGCAAGGCAGAAAAUCACCGAACUGGUCCAAAGCCAAUCAGAACAGAUCUCGACCUUAAAGGAAGAGAUUGCUCUUUUGCGGAAGAAGGGGGGUCUUAUCCUCCCGCCCAUCACAUCCACACAAGAGGAUGAAGUGAAGCCCGCGGAUGCUUAAGUUUGCUGUCUUCUCAUUUCCACCCAAGAGUUCCAGCAGAAUUCACCAGGCCUAUUUCCCCGUCACCAAUGACAAUCCUCCCACUAUAAAGUGAACCACAGUGAGAGCGUGUAA